This is a messenger RNA of Suillus subalutaceus, 650 nucleotides long. RefSeq lists its product as uncharacterized. The coding region runs from base 154 to 432 and encodes 92 amino acids. The transcript has 2 exons. The record is from RefSeq and is a predicted model, not a curated record. NCBI's taxonomy places the organism in Eukaryota, Fungi, Basidiomycota, Agaricomycetes, Boletales, Suillaceae.
UGAACACGUCUUUGUUGUCAGCGCGCCAAAUCGAGAGGCGUUUAUAUUUGAUACCUCAUUAUCACCGCUCAUCAUUGUCUACAUCGUCAAACUAGCGCUUGGGCUUGCAUUAUACUACAUAUCAUCCAGCUUGCUAUUUCCAUUGACUACACCAUGAUCAGACGCACGCCUACCAUGAUUCCAAUGUCAGAUGCCGAUGUCCAAGAAAUCCGAGACCUCGUGGUAGACCAAAAGUCUCGCUUCGAGGCCAAGCAAAAGACCCUCCUCGCAAUGAAAAAAGUGGCUGAACAUCCAAUCCAGCCAAACGACCCAGAGACCUUGCCGUGGUUCCAGCUAUUGGUAGCUGAGAGGAAUAGACGGCUCGGUAUACCUGCCCCGAGCACAGCUAUUCAUGGGCCGAGCACCGGUCCGAGCACAUCAGGAUCCAGUUGAUAUACACGCGAGGUAAAAUACAGAUGAAGCGGUGCUAGACGCAGUAGACCAAAGUACGAAAUAACAUGACACAUCAGGGCACGGAUCGUCGGGAGUCGGCUUGUCAGGGCCCGCUUUCAAACGCAUUCCUGAAUCCUGUACAUCACGGUGUCAUCAGCCCCAUAUCAGAAACGUCAGACAAUAUCCCCAAACUUACCAUCAAGGUUUCUCCUAUCACA